Messenger RNA from Ascoidea rubescens DSM 1968, 1170 nucleotides. RefSeq names its product phosphatase PAP2 family protein. The record is from RefSeq and is a predicted model, not a curated record. Gene Ontology annotation, molecular function: phosphatidate phosphatase activity. Lineage: Eukaryota; Fungi; Ascomycota; Saccharomycetes; Ascoideales; Ascoideaceae. Bases 144 to 986 code for a protein of 280 amino acids. The transcript has a single exon. Gene Ontology annotation, biological process: phospholipid metabolic process.
UAAUAACCUCCAUCACAUUUUCACAACACACUAGUUAAACUCAUUUAACUCUUUUUCUCAAAUAUUCUAGAUGGAAUCAUUUGAUUUGUUAAAUGCUGCCUCGUUUUCUUAAUAUAAACAUCAAAAACACCAUUAAAUCUAAAAUGUCUGCCUUAACUUCUUAUUUAGACUCUCCCGAUUGCAAACAGUUUUAUCCUGAUUGGAUCAUAGCUGUCCUAUUACUACUAGAAAUCCUUUUAAUCGGCGAAACUAGCAAACCAUUUGAAAGAGACUUUCUAAUAUCUGAUGCGUCAAUAAACCACCCGUUUAAAAUCAACGAAACCGUUAACGUGCAAACUUGUAUUUUACUUUCAACUAUAAUUCCUAUCUUAACAUUUGCUCUCACCAUCUUUGUCUUUAAUCUUAAAAACGACGAUAAAAAACUCACUUUACGAAAUUCAACUUCGAUCUUCAAAUUUCAUCUCUUUCAUGUAUCAAUCUUAUCUUUAACGCUAUCAAUUCUGUUCAACGUCUUCCUAACUGACAUUCUCAAAAAUUGGAUCGCAAGACCUAGACCUGAUUUCCUAUCAAGAUGUGGGCCCGAUUCAAACCAUUCAAAUAAUAUCGCAAACACUAUAAUAAACUGUACAAAACCCUUUGGUCAAUCAGUUUAUUUAGAUGGUUUUAGAUCCUGCCCAUCUGGUCAUUCAAGCAUUUCUUUCAGCGCUCUAUUCUUCUUAUCUUUAUGGCUAAAUAAUCAAUUAAAUUUUUUCAACAAAAAUCAACCUAUUUACAAGCUCUUAGUCAUACUAGCUCCAACCCUAUUAGCAGCUUUCAUUGCAAUCUCUAGAACUCAAGACUAUAGACAUCAUUUUGAAGAUAUAAUACUUGGCGCUUUCAUUGGCUCAACCUUUGCUUAUAUCAUGCAUUUCAAAUAUUUUGGUCCAACUUCAGUUAUAAACAAUCUAUCAAACAAUGAUUCAUCUACAAAUUUAUUACCAAUAUAAUUACACAUAAUCUAAAGCUCAUCUAAAGCUCAUCUAAUAACAUUCCACAAUCCAUCAAUUACAAUCAAAUAAACUGCAGAAAAAUUUUUAUAAACAAAAUCAUAAAUAAAAUUAUAUACAAGAGUAAUCUUAUCUUUUUCCUUAAGGUUUUUUUUUUCUCUUUUUUUUUUAAAUUUCUUGACCU